GCCCUGUGCCAUCCGCCUUCUCCCUUCCUCCCAUGGCAGGUGGCGCUUCUACCCGUGCGCGUCCCCGCUCCUUCCCCCGUCGCGGUGGGUGGAGGCACUGGCGACGCGGGGCAUUCACCUCUUGCCUUGAUCAGGCCCUGUGCCAUCCGCCUUCUCCCUUCCUCCCAUGGCAGGUGGCGCUUCUACCCGUGCGCGUCCCCGCUCCUUCCCCCGUCGCGGUGGGUGGAGGCACUGGCGAUGCGGGGCAUUCACCUCUUGCCUUGAUCAGGCCCUGCCCUGUGCCAUCCGCCUUCUCCCUUCCUCCCAUGGCAGGUGGCGCUUCUACCCGUGCGCGUCCCCGCUCCUUCCCCCGUCGCGGUGGGUGGAGGCACUGGCGACGCGGGGCAUUCACCUCUUGCCUUGAUCAGGCCCUGUGCCAUCCGCCUUCUCCCUUCCUCCCAUGGCAGGUGGCGCUUCUACCCGUGCGCGUCCCCGCUCCUUCCCCCAUCGCGGCGGGUGGAGGCACUGGCGGCGCGGGGCAUUCACCUCUUGCCUUAGUCAGCCGCCAGUGCCUCAACAGGUGGCGUUUCUACCCGUGUGCGUCGCCUCUGCCACCCCCAUCGCUGUGGGUUGAGGCUCUGCAGGCGCGGGGCAUUCGGGAGAUCAACUUUGUGGGCGACUCACACCAGCGCUUCCUCAUGCUCUUUAUAAACUACCUCGUUAUGCACGACGUCGACGACGCCCUCUGGAAGUUCCACGGAGAUAUUGUGAUCAACAUCCCGCCGCCCAAGGGGAGGACGGACUUAAAGCCGCUGAAAAUGAAUUUCUACUGGGUGGAUGGAAUGUACCAUAACGACGAGUAUGGAUGCACCCGCCGAGGGUUCUGGUCACACCGCAACACCACCUUCCCUGAUUUGUCCCUUUCUGCCGAUCCGUACGGCGACUGCGGGGUUUUGGUUCCGACUAACUUGCUUAUCGAGCACAUGAAUGGGAUGAUCAAGACGGAGAUUCGGCGGUAUGGUAUUGGGUAUCUGGAUGGGUGGCCGGUGGAGAUCCCGAGGUACUUUGAUACAUGUAGUGUCAAGGAUCGGCACUACACUUGUCAUAAGGGGAAAGAAGGCACCAAGAAUGGGAUGUUUUAUGGAGAUGUUGGGGAGGCUAUGGUGAUGCACACCAUGUACAAUCUUCUAUACAAACUGUGGUAA
Messenger RNA from Closterium sp. Yama58-4, 1184 nucleotides. NCBI's taxonomy places the organism in Eukaryota, Viridiplantae, Streptophyta, Zygnematophyceae, Desmidiales, Closteriaceae. The record is from the annotation of a GenBank genome assembly.